This is a messenger RNA of Oikopleura dioica, 720 nucleotides long. The record is from the annotation of a GenBank genome assembly. Lineage: Eukaryota; Metazoa; Chordata; Appendicularia; Copelata; Oikopleuridae.
AUGGAAUUGCCGCCUUCGAUUUCACGGAUUCAGAGUGCCUCGAAAUCACAGUUGGCCAAUCUUAAGCCGAGAAUGGCCCGAACUCUGAUGAAACAAGUCCAGAUUGCUUAUGCUGUCGAAUGUAAGGGCGAUCGAUCUAGAGAAGUGGAUGCAAUCGGCGUUUCAUUGGAAGGAAUGGAUGUGUCUGAGUUCGAGGAUACAGUGGAGUCACCAGCGGGUAAAGUCGACAAAGCGAACAUGCCCGACAUGACUGUUGAUGGAGCGCAAUUCAAUCCGAACGCUGUGUUUCCUCCUGGAAAAACAAUGAAAUUAGAUUUUUCGAAUGUCUUUGAGAAUCUUAUGCAAUAUCGAAUAGACAAUUGUCAGUCAAACGGAGCUCCUUUCGUUACAAAAGGGUGUCUUGAAGAAAACUGGGAUCAACUUGGCUUUGAUAUAGACAGUCGAUCGAUGACAAUAACAAUCGCGCCUGUUUUAGCGGUAAAUUCAAAGAAUCUGAUGGAGAUUUCUUGCGAAGUUAUUUUUUGCAACAGCUGCCAAGGAAAAUCAAUUGACUAUGGCAAACUAGAUUCUGAUGAUUAUUACCAGACGUUUAUUGGACUAUCGACCAGAAGUCUCAGCGAGCAAGAUAGAACUUUGUCUCAAAAAUUCUUAAUCCAACCUUUUGAUGAUCCUGUUUUGAUAAAAAUUGAUAACCUCGAAAUGGUAUGGACGAUGAUAUAG